Scaptodrosophila lebanonensis is the source of this 5209-nucleotide messenger RNA. It is a transcript of the gene Lrch, whose product is annotated as leucine-rich repeat and calponin homology domain-containing protein 3. The coding region runs from base 278 to 3886 and encodes 1202 amino acids. The record is from RefSeq and is a predicted model, not a curated record. The transcript has 7 exons. Gene Ontology annotation, molecular function: protein binding. Lineage: Eukaryota; Metazoa; Arthropoda; Insecta; Diptera; Drosophilidae.
CGCUUCUUUCGGCCGUUGUCUAUGUGUGCGUGCGCGAGUGUGUAAACCAGGAAGCCAGGAGCAAGCUAUUCCAAGAAUUCUUAUCAAUGAGUCUGUAGUUGUAUGCCGAUGCAUUGGCCAGAUUAAAAUGAAUAGGUUUUGAUACGUUCACGAUAGCUGAUUUUUCAUUAGCGUUCGUCGCUCGCCUUGUUUCCGUUAGCAUUUGCCUUUCCGUCUGUGUUCGUGUGUGUGUGUGAGCGUGUGUUUGUCGCACCACGCCUACACGCCGCGCUUAAGAAUGGCUGCAACGGUUUACCAGCGCCUACACAACGCCAGCCUUGGUAUUACCAGCGGCUCCGGCAACAACAACAAUAACAACAGCAGCACCAGCAGCAGCAGCCACAGUGGUGGCCACCAAUCCAGCGGCUUGCUGGGCCACUCACAGCUGGCGCGCUCAUUGGAGCGCAUCUUGGAGGAGGCGCACUUGAGUGGCGAACUCAUACUCACGAAUCGCAAGCUGAAGGAUUUUCCCAAGACGGGCACAAAGUUUAUGUUGACGGAUACGGUAAUUGCAGAUCUAUCCCGAAAUAGAUUCUGUGAGCUACCCGAGGAGAUCACAACAUUUGCAUUUCUGGAGACCCUGCUGCUCUAUCACAAUGCCAUACGCAGCAUACCUGAGUCGGUAAAGCAGCUGUCCUCGCUGACGUAUCUGGACCUGCGGAGCAAUCAGCUGUCAACACUGCCUCGUGAGAUUUGCUUUCUACCCCUGCAGGUGUUACUCGUCUCGAACAAUCGUCUGAUGGCCCUGCCCGACGAGCUGGGACGGCUGGACCGCCUGACUGAUUUGGAUGCAUCGUACAACCAGUUGGCAGCUCUGCCCGCGCGAAUUGGCGAGCUGCGCUCGCUGUGCGCUCUUUCGUUGCGCAGCAAUCAGCUGAUGUAUCUGCCGCGAGAGCUAACCUGUCUGAAUCUCAUCUCGCUCGAUGUGAGCAACAAUCGCAUUGCCAGUUUGCCGGUCGAGAUGCGUCACAUGGGAACGCUGGUGGAGCUGCAGCUGGAGAACAAUCCCCUUACUUCGCCACCGGCUAGUUUGUGUGUACGUGGUUUGGUACAUGUUUUCAAGUUUCUGGAGACCCAAGCAACCAAAGAUGAGAAGGGAUCGCGUGCAGGUGGCAACUACGAUGGCUACACCACGUUGCGACGUGCGGUGCGUCAUAAUUCCAGCGGCAAUGUACUGGAGACUGCAACAAGUCAGCGAAUGGCUACGCGGCUGCAGGUGGACUCUGGUUACAGCACCUGUGAUGGUCUCGACAAGCGUUGGUCCCACGAAUCCAAGUCGAAAACGGACUCCCCGCUCCAUCGCUCCACUUUGCCACACAUUGCUCCCAAUCAUUCGUUGAGCGCCGAGCUCAUGGAUGCUUCACUUACGUCCAGCAGCAGCACCAUUGUUGAUGAAAGUAUCACGUUGAGUGCUGGCGGCUCGCCUGCUCUGGGGAAAUCACGAAGUACUGGAGUCUCCCCACUAGGGUCGCCUAGCAAGCGACCCGUUGGAGAGUCUCCCACACUUGAACAGCACAUCAACUAUGCUCACUCGCGUAGUUCUAGCAAUGGUUCAUCGCCGGACCAAGACGAUCUAAUGCUAGAUCAUCACGAAAGCAGCAUACACAACGGCAAAGUCAGCGAUGAGAAGCUCAACAAGAGCUUGAGCAAUAUACAGACAUAUAAAGAGUAUAAGGAGGCGUUGAAGCAACAGCGUAACCAGGAAAUAAGCAGCGUCUACAAACAGAAGCAUCCGAAUGCGAAUCUAAGUCCGAACGAUGAAGAGUUGCCGCCCACAUCAUCGCGUCUGACAAACGGCACAGCACCGGUCAUACUGCCCAAGUCGAUUAUGAAGCAGCCGAGCAACAGCAAUGGUCAUAGUACGAACGGCAAUGGCCUGGACGAUGUUGUUAUACCAAAGAAACCCAUACAAAAGGUGAUACCUUCGCGUAAUACGGAACUGAUGUCGUCACAGGCGGCGACGAAGAUGCCAGCGAUGACUAAUGAUGCUGGCGGGCCACAAACGGCGAGCGGCGUCGAUUGCUUGGGCUACGUGAAACCUCAUAGUCCCAUGAAGAAUGGCGUGCUCACGAAUAGCAACAACAACAGCAAGUUCAAUACGUCCAGCAGCAAUGGGGGAGGGGCUGGUGUCAUCACCAGCGUCAUCAAAUCGCCCAUAAGCGCCACAGCCAAACUGGGAACCGUGAAAACGCAUCGCACGGUAACCUGGAAUCAUGACAUACCCUCAGAGAAAUUAAGUUUCACCAUGCGACGAGAGUUCGAUCGUCAACGGGAAGAAACCGAGUUGAUGUCACAGCUGCGAAGCAUAAUUGAAACGCGCUUGAAGAUGACGCUGCCUGAGGAUAUUGCAUCGGCCCUGACCGAUGGCGUCAUCUUGUGUCAUUUGGCGAACUAUGUUCGACCACGUUCAGUGGCCAGCAUUCAUGUACCAUCGCCGGGUGUGAACAAACUGACUAUGGCCCGUUGCCGUCGAAAUGUAGACAAUUUCUUGGAGGCUUGCCGGCGCAUUGGCGUAGAUGAGGAGUUGAUUUGCUCCUGUGCAGAUGUUGUGCCUCAGAAUGAUGAACGCGCUGACGAUGACUAUGAUGCUGAUGUGUAUGUCAGUGAUAGCAAUGAUAACAGCAGCAGCAGCAAUAAACUGAAUGGCAGCAGCAGUAACAACAACAACAAUAAUAGUAACAGCAACAGCAAAAUGAAACGCAGCCGAGUGCCGAAUGCAUUGGCAGUAUUGCGUACGGUGGCCGCACUGAUAGCCUUGGAUGCGAAUCCACAUCAUCAGCACAUGCGCUACUUGCAACAACAAGAAGAGUUGCAGUGCAAGCUGCAACAGUUGCAGCUUCUGCAGCAGCAGCAGCAGCAACAGAAAGGGCAGCAAUUCGAACCGCAAAUAGAAGGGAUAGAGCAGCUGGCUGGCAACAUUGUUGCGCAACAUUUUGAGCAAGAGCAAUUAACUGCACAAACCUGCACCAAACAACAACAACAGAUGUUGCAGCCAAAACAACAACAACAACAACAACAGCAACAACAACCAUUACUACAAAAUCACUAUGAGCUAUAUGAGAAUGCAAGCACUUGCUAUUAUGAAACCAUCAUCAAUGGCGAGCAUGUGUAUUCUGCUGAUGAUGUCGCGGCUGGGCAGGAGAAACGGCAACAGCAGCAGCAACAACAACAACAACAUGUUGCUGUUGGUGCCACCUGCAACCUGUACGAAUUGCCGGCGCAGCAGCACAGCACCGUGGGGCAAUUGUUGCGUACGGCAAAGUUGAAGACAUAUGAGAAGAUCAAAUACAAUUUGCUGAGCGCACACGGCCACCACAGCUUCCAGAACAACAACAAUCGCUGCAUGGAAACGAGCAACACCUGUACGUUGCAGACUAUCAUUGAGAGCGAGCACGAUGUGGCAGCCGCUGGACCGGCUGGACACUAUCAGCUGAUCAAUGAGAAGGCAUUCGAGGAGCUUUCAACAGGCACUGCACAGGAGCCAGCGCUGGAAGUGAAGCAACAGGAGGAUCAGCAGCAGCAACAGCAACAUGUGGGAAAGCCGCUGUCCAAACGCAUCGAGUUCUUCGAGCACAACAAUCAGACGGCAAACAAGUCCAAGGUGGAUGUCAAGGGCACGGCCGGCAUCUUCAGCAUUUAUCGCAUCGGCGAGCAGCACAACGAAAAAUUGCUGAUCGGCAACAACAGCAUCAGCAUCAGCAGCUCGACAAUCAAAUUGGAGCAGUUGAAGAAAAACGAGGCGGGCACUUCGUUACUAAAACACGACUCCCAUACUCUGACCAUUGUCUUAUCUUGCGUAUUUAUUGUGACCUUCCUAUUGCUCGUCUUCUUUCCAUUGCCGGGUUAACAGUGGAAGCAACUGUAGCAGCAAUAUAGUAGUUAAGAUGCCUUCAUAUAUUGCCAUAGGUUUAAGUGGGCCCACAAAUUAUUGCCUAGCCAGCUCUGCAGCUUUUGCGCUUCACUAAUCACACAUACAUACACGUAUGUACAUACAUACAUACAUACAUUAAUAAUUAUGUAUAACUUCGAUAGUGAGUUCUUGAGGCUGCUUUUGUUUAGCUAUUAAAAUUGCGACUAAUACUUGACAAGCUUAAAUAUUUUCGUAAAAAGAACAACAUAUUUAGAUUUGGGAAAUUCAUUUUAUAUACGAGUAAAUAUAUAUAUAUAGGAAAAGAAGGGCAACAACACCCCAAAGACUUUGAAAUGCAUCAAGUGUAGCGUAGCAUAUACUAUACGAAAAAAAAUUAGUAUUUGUUUGAACAUAUUCCUAGUUUGCCCCCAGUGUGUGAACUCUAAAACAAGAUUCUCAUCAACCAUUCGGACAUGCGUAUUUUGCUUAGAUCUUAGACGCGUAUAAAAACGUGCUGUACUGAAUUUAAUUAUACAUGCAAAGAAUACAUUUUAAAACACAUAUAGAACAUACUUACCUACAAACAUAUUUAGAAUUUUACAAUAAGUUACAACGAAGUACACAUGAUUUAAGUUCCGCUUUUCACGACACUACUAAACACAACACUACACUAAACAAUAAUGGAGAAAUGUUUGUAUAAAUGUUUGCCUAACAUAAAGCUAGAUAUCAUAAGUUGUGGAAGGGUAUACCAGUGCUGUAGUAGGUUUGAAAUAGUAUAAAGGCUAGAAUUGUUAUAGGCAAGUACCAGUUAAUAGUGUGACACAGGAAUGGAAGAGUUGUAUGGUUUUAAUCGAAGCAGGGACACAAAAGUAGUUUAAGACAAGCCUCUUGGAUAUAUACAUAAAAGCUAUAGAGCAGCAGCAUUGAACGAAGGACGACAACACUUGUGAAUAAGUUAAGGAGUGUGCCAAUCUAUAUAUAUUUUCCAUAAUGCACACGCACAUGUAUACAAUAGCUAAAUAGUUCCAAAUAUCUAUGUAGCAAUCAGGUAUAAGAAUCAGCAAUCCCAAAGCCAAUUCUCUGAAAGUAAACAAAAAUAGUGCCUUUGAUUGUGCAGCGCGUCGCAAUCGAACUGCUCUGUCUAUAUUCAAGAUAAAGCAGCUAUCAAGCAAUAAUUCUACACAUUUUCCAAAUCAUUUUGUUUACUAAAUAUUCAUGGAGACAAUGCGUCAACUCUAGCUAUAAAUAUAUUCAAAACUAUUCACUAUGUUCUUUAAGAAACCUAUGUUACAAUUAUGUUGCCUAUACGCUUUUUCAAAA